Papilio machaon (common yellow swallowtail) is the source of this 1676-nucleotide messenger RNA. RefSeq names its product UDP-glucosyltransferase 2 (gene Ugt2). NCBI's taxonomy places the organism in Eukaryota, Metazoa, Arthropoda, Insecta, Lepidoptera, Papilionidae. Gene Ontology annotation, molecular function: UDP-glycosyltransferase activity. The transcript has 4 exons. The record is from RefSeq and is a predicted model, not a curated record. The coding region runs from base 65 to 1627 and encodes 520 amino acids.
GCAAUACAUAUCAGAGAACAUUGCAGUUCAGACACGUUGUAGUCCAACGUAACAUUUUACUAAAAUGUGGUUAAAAUCGGUGUACGUGGUAACCUUACUUUUCUAUCAUGUGGAGUCUGCAAGUAUCCUAGCAUUAUUUUGUUCUUUAUCAUUUACGGAUCAUUUCGUGUACCGAGGUUACAUCUCGUUACUUGCACAGAAUGGACAUUCUAUCGUAGUUAUGACUCCGUACCCGGGCCACUUCCAAUAUCCAGAAGUCGAGAAGAUAGUCGAAUUAAACGUCGGACCAGAAUCGGCACCGUUGUGGGAGGAAUACAAAAUGUUAAUGACCAAUACCGAUGACUAUUAUCCACGUUUGAAAGCUUUGAAUGAGCUGUCGAUAAAAGUAGCGAUAGCACAACUCAUGUCCAAACAGAUGACGUCCCUAUUUAUGAACCCCAACGUGAAAUUUGAUUUAGUAAUCACAGAAGCAGAUAUGCCAAUAUUGUACGCAGUAGCAGAUAAGUAUAAAGCACCACAUAUAUCGAUCACAACUGGCAGUGGUAAACUUCAUCAGUACGAAGCUAAAGGCAAUCCGAUACACCCGAUUUUGUAUCCAGAUGUUAAUACGAUUUAUAAUAGAAAUAUUACCAGCUGGCAAAAAUUAGUUGAACUGAACCGUCAAUAUCAUACGAAGAAUGAAUACUUCUAUAACUUCCUACCGUUAUGUGAAGUUGCUGCUAAGAAAAUCCUUGGAUUGGAAAGAAGUCUUCUUGACGUGGAAUACGACAUUGAUCUCCUGUUCAUAGCUGGGAAUCCUGUAUUAUUGGGCAACCGUCCGACUGCACCAGCGACUGUUUAUACGGAUCGAUUGCACAUCAAACCAGGAUUGCCAUUACUACCGGACCUAAAAGCUGUUUUAGAUUCGGCUAAAAAUGGCGUUAUAUACUUCAGUUUAGGAACAUUGCACGAACCAGAACAAUUAGAGCCUAAAAUCCUAGAAGUUCUGGCGGAUACGUUUAGAGAACUCCCAUAUUUGGUGCUGUGGAAAUUGGGGAAUAGGACUAUUAUAAAUAAACCCGAUAAUGUGAUUGCACAAAUGUGGUUUCCUCAACAAGAAAUACUGGCGCAUCCCAAUAUAAAAGCGUUCAUAACCCACGGCGGACUACGUUCUUUGGAAGAGGCAGUAUUCUACGAAGUUCCCAUUGUUGGUUUUCCGAUAUUAAAGACAUCAAAAGUAUUUAUAAACGAAAUUACUCGACAUGGCGCUGGGGAAAUAUUAGAUCCAUAUUAUUUAGAAAAGGAAGCAUUCAAAUCAAUGAUAACGACCGUUGCUCAGAAUGAUAUGUACAAAAAAGCUAUGGCAAAGUUGAAGAGCGUGGCUUAUGAUCCAUUAUUAUCAGGUCCCGAAGCUGCUGUAAUGUGGACAGAAUACGUGAUUCGAAAUGGAGGUGCUCGGUUGCUUCGAGCUCCCGCGGCUGAAAUAUCCUUCUUCAAAUAUUAUAUGCUAGAUAUUGUCAGUCUCUUCUUAACUAUUAUUUGUAUAGGAAUUUGGGUAGCGUACAAAAGUCUUUGUUAUGGCAUGAGACUACUGCGCUUGCGAAUUCUUCGGAAACCUAUUGCAGGAGGAAAAUAUAAAGCUCUGUGAAUUGGUCAUUACUUUUCGUGCUGUUAGAAGUUUAGUCCUUUUAUUAUGU